This is a messenger RNA of Macadamia integrifolia, 767 nucleotides long. Its product is annotated as protein FATTY ACID EXPORT 5-like. Lineage: Eukaryota; Viridiplantae; Streptophyta; Magnoliopsida; Proteales; Proteaceae. The transcript is spliced from 3 exons. The record is from RefSeq and is a predicted model, not a curated record. Gene Ontology annotation, cellular component: membrane. Bases 198 to 569 code for a protein of 123 amino acids.
GAGUGUCUGACCAAUUGCAUUCCACCAUUACCACUAACCCAAAGAAAAAGCGGAAGGCAAAAAAGUCAAAAGACCGCCACCACCUAGCGCGGAUCCAUCCUCCAACUUGAGGCCUUGAAGCUCAAGAUUUGUUCUUGAUCUCUGAAAAUCUACUUUGAUUGCUUGAGAAAUUUGUCCAAGGUACCCAGUUCAUCAAAAUGCACGAUUUUUGUUUUACGAUCCCUUAUGGUUUGAUCAUGGUUGUUGGAGGGCUUAUUGGAUACUUGAAGAAGGGUAGUACGGUUUCCUUGGCUGGAGGACUGGGUACAGGAUCUCUGCUCCUUCUUGCGGGUUAUGUGUCUCUCAAAUCAUUUGGAAAGCGAAGGAAUUCUUAUUUCUCCUUGUUUCUCGAGACAGGUUGUGCAUUCACAGUAACUUAUGUCAUGGGGCAGCGGUACAUCCAAACCUCCAAGAUAAUGCCUGCUGGAAUUGUUGCUGCUAUCAGUGCUUUUAUGGCUGGAUUCUAUGUGUACAAGAUUGCAAGUGGUGGGAACCAUUUUUCAUCCGAGUCUGAGUCCAAGUCUAAAUGAGUUUAAAGUUGAAAAUACCUUGUGACAUGAACUUCUAAAAUGUUGUAUCCAGUUACCUGAAUUGAUCCUGCUCUGUGUAAGUGAGGUGUUAUGUUUGUCUCUACGUGCAAAACUUGUUUCCAAGUUAUUUUUGUAAAAGAUUGAAUACUUCUCUAAUGCAUAACAGGUCUAACAAGAGUAUUAAAUUUGCUGAUAAAA